Molecule: messenger RNA, 1696 nt
Organism: Lates calcarifer (barramundi perch)
Lineage: Eukaryota; Metazoa; Chordata; Actinopteri; Centropomidae
Gene: mthfd2
Product: methylenetetrahydrofolate dehydrogenase (NADP+ dependent) 2, methenyltetrahydrofolate cyclohydrolase
Exons: 8
Coding region: 105-1121 (338 amino acids)
Biological process (GO): tetrahydrofolate interconversion
Cellular component (GO): mitochondrion
Molecular function (GO): methylenetetrahydrofolate dehydrogenase (NADP+) activity; methenyltetrahydrofolate cyclohydrolase activity; methylenetetrahydrofolate dehydrogenase (NAD+) activity
Source: RefSeq, a predicted model, not a curated record
UGCCUCUCUUCCUCCGUCACAGACGUCGCUCUGUCUUCCCGGUUGGUGGUGGUAGGCUGUUUCGUAACCAGCCGUGGUGUCUCUUCUCCUCUCAGCCGGUCAGAAUGGCAGCGCUCAGGACUCUCAGGAAACUGUGCCAACACUCCCAGCACCAAGUCUGUAAACUGCACACGUCCGCCUCGAGGCAGGAGGCGGUCGUCAUCUCAGGAAAGAAACUAGCACGGCAGAUUCGGGAGGAGGCCCGGGCAGAUGUGGAGAAAUGGAUUUUAGCCGGCCACAAGAGACCCCAUCUGAGUGUGAUUCUCGUAGGAGACAACCCAGCCAGUCACUCCUACGUCCUGAAUAAGACGCGUGCUGCAGCCGAUGUCGGAAUCUCUAGUGAGACGAUUCUCAAGCACUCAGACAUUACUGAGGAGGAGUUGUUGGACCUGAUCUACAAACUCAACACAGACCACCGUGUGGACGGCCUGCUGGUCCAACUGCCUCUGCCAGACCACAUCGAUGAGCGCACAAUCUGUAAUGCAGUUUCCCCUACCAAGGAUGUGGACGGCUUCCAUGUCGUCAAUGUGGGUCGCAUGUGCCUGGAUCAGUCCACCAUGCUUCCCGCCACUCCCUGGGGAGUGUGGGAAAUUAUUAAACGCACAGGUAUUCCUACGAUUGGGAAGAAUGUCGUGGUUGCAGGACGCUCCAAGAACGUGGGCAUGCCCAUUGCCAUGUUACUGCAUACAGACGGCCGUCACGAGAGGCCCGGAGGUGAUGCCACGGUCACCAUUUCUCACCGUUACACUCCAAAGGAUCAACUUUGCCAACACACUAAAAUUGCUGACAUCAUUGUGGCUGCUGCAGGCAUUCCAAACCUCAUUACUGCUGACAUGAUAAAAGAGGGGGCAGCGGUGAUUGACGUCGGGAUAAACAGAGUGCAGGACCCGGUCACCGGAAAGAACAGGCUGGUCGGAGACGUGGAUUUCGAAGGCGUGAGACAGAAGGCGGGCUUCAUCACUCCAGUACCUGGAGGCGUGGGACCAAUGACCGUGGCGAUGCUCAUGAAGAACACUAUCAAAGCAGCUAAGAAUGUUCUGCUGUAUCCCCCAGAGAGGAUUCGCAUGGCGGCUGCGUCUUAAUGAGCCUGGAACAAAUUCCAGCAACAGUGACACAUUCCACCCACCCCAACACUACCAACCCACCAUCCCCUUCAUUUUUUACUCGGAGCUACCAGACAAGCUCCCCUUGCACACGGACUGGAAAGAUGAUAGCUUUAAGGCUCUCUUCCUGCUGACAUCUUUAACCUUUCCUAACUUCAAGUCCAGCCAUGUUAAGACUGUUACAUUCACUCAUGCAGCUGCAUGUUUUCUGUAACAGGGUUUUCAGUAUUUAACUUGAUUUGCAAUGUAUUUCCGUGGGGUUUUGGGAGUUGUAAGGAAUCCAGAGAGAUUGAUUUAUUUAUUGUUACAGUGGCAUAAUAUUUAAACAUGAAUGGAGACAGGUUGCAGUAUUUAACAGUGAGCAGUUAAAGCAGAGCGAUUGGCCUGUCUGUUCUGUUUUGUUUUGUUUUUUCAGUUAGUUUAGCCUUAUGUAUCAAGAGUGAUAAGGGCUAACAUCAUCAGGAACAAGUAUGUUUAUCAAUAUACAAGCUUUAAAGAUUCACAAUUGCCUUUGUAAAAAAUUUUGAAAUAAAUAUUACAGAUAUGUUCUCACA